Messenger RNA from Pipra filicauda (Wire-tailed manakin), 2065 nucleotides. RefSeq names its product leucine rich repeat containing 61 (gene LRRC61). The record is from RefSeq and is a predicted model, not a curated record. Lineage: Eukaryota; Metazoa; Chordata; Aves; Passeriformes; Pipridae. Gene Ontology annotation, molecular function: protein binding.
CACCAGGGUGGGGGCAGGCCGGGGUCCGGGGCCUCCGCAUGGGCUCUGGACCUGUCCCUGCGCUCCAGGUCCGCCCCCCAAGAUGUGCCCCACACGUGCCCGUGUGCACCCGGGUCCCACCGGGAUGAGCCCCACAUGUGUCCCCACACCCCAGGCCACCCCACAGCCACCGUGUCGCCCCUGAGAGGUUCCCCAGUCCCACCCGCAACCCCUCUCCCCCCUCAGACCACCCUGCGGGGAUGGAGGGGCUUGGGGAGGAGGAGGUGACACCCCCAGAUGUGCCCCACGUGCCUCCCUGCGUUCCAUACGUCCCCCCCAUGUCCCAGAGUCCCCCAGAUGUGCCCCACGUAUGUCCCCAGGAUCCCCCAGAUGUGCCCCACACAUGUCCCUGUGCCCUCAGGAUCUCCCAUAUACGGCACACGUGUCCCUGUGCCCCCAGGAUCCCCCAGAUGUGCCCCACACGUGUCCUUGUGUCCCCAGCAUCCUCCAGAUGUGCCCCACACAUGUCCCUGUGCCCCCAGGACACCCCCAGAUGUGCCCCGCGUGUGUCUCUGUGCCCCACCCACACCCCCCUAUGUCCCCAUGCCCCAGGACACCCCCAGCCCCCCGGGCAGUUCCCCAGUGCCACCCCCAACCCCUUUCCCCCUCAGGACCCCCCCGCGGGGAUGGAGGGGCGCGGGGAGGAGGUGCCGGCGCCGGCCCCGGAGUUGUCAGAGCCGUCGGAGGAGGAGGAGGAGCAGGAGGAGGAGGAGGAGGAGGAGGAGGAGGAGGAGGAAGGCUCGGGGGUGUGCGUGACCCCGGCCCUGCUGAAGGCCUGCACGGGCGAGUUCUCCCUCGAGUCCAUCCUGCUGCUGCGGCUGCGGGGCCGCGGCAUCGCCCACCUGGGCUGCCUGGCCGACUGCUCCAACCUGGAGUGGCUGGACCUGUCCGGGAACGCCAUCGCGGCGCUGGCCCCGCUGGCCGCGCUGCGCGCCCUGGCCGUGCUCAACCUGGCGGGCAACCGCGUGGCCAGCGUGGAGCCGCUGCGGGGCUGCCGCAGCCUGCGCCAGCUCAACCUGGCCGGCAACCGGCUGCGCAGCCUGCGCCAGCUGCGCUGCCUGCAGAGCUGCGACGCCGCGCUGGACCGCGGGGCCGCGGCCGAGGGGCCGGCCGAGCCCCCCCGUGGCGCCCCGCAGCCCUGGGUGCGGGCCGGGUUCUGGGAGCCGCGGGCGCCGCGCCGCAGCGCCGUGCUGGAGGAGGCCACGCGGCAGCUCGGGGAGGCCCUGCGGGAGUGCCGCGAGCUCGGCCGGCGCGCCGACGACUCCAUCGCCCAGGCACAGCGAGCGCUCGGCCGCCGGCACGCCGGCAACUACGGCUUCUGAGCUGCAGGGGGGCCGGGGGCACAGCGGGGCCGGGGGGGCUCCAAAUGGGGCCGGGGGGGCUCCAAAUGGGGCCGGGGGGCACCCAGAGACACCACAGCCAACACCGGGACUGGGAGACCACCAGAGACACCACAGCCAACACCAGGACUGGGAGACCACCAGAGACACCACAGCCAACACCGGGACUGGGAGACCACCAGAGACACCACAGCCAGGAGCCCUCGAGUUCUGAGCUGGGGGACUCCAUAUAGGGUUGGGGGCUUCCAAAUGGGGCUGGGGGGGUCCCAAAAUGGGGCUGGGAGGGCACCAGAUGGGGCCAGGGGGCACCCAGAGACAACACAGCCAGCACCGGGACUCAGACCAUCCCAGGUGCCACAGCCAGGAGCUCUCAAGUUCUGAGCUGGGGGGGCCUGAGACAGGGCUGAGGGCUCCCAAAAUGGGGGCCCAGGGGGCACAAAAAGGGGCUGCGGGGUCCAAAUGGGGCUGGGGGGUCCAAAAGGGGCCAGAGGAGCUCCAAAUGGGGCUGGUGGGCACCCAGAGAUGCCACAACCAGCACUGAGCCCAUGAGACCACCCAGAGCCACCACAGCCCAGAGCCUUUGAGUUUUGAGCCGAGGGACUCCCAAAAUGGGGCUGGGAGCUCCAAACGGGGCUGGGGGACUUUAAAUGGGGUUAGGGGGCUCCAAACGGGGCUGGGGGACUUUA